AUGGUCGCCGCCUCACCGGUUCGUGGCGCCCUGCGGUGGCCAGUGGAUCUGCUGGCUGCUGCUACCUGCCGCAGUGCCGCUGAGAGGCCGAGGGAAGGAGGCCGCGAAGCCAAGCCGCCGAUAGGUGCCUCCAGGCUCCGGCAGAGGGGAGCUGAGAGAAUGUAG
Molecule: messenger RNA, 165 nt
Organism: Miscanthus lutarioriparius
Lineage: Eukaryota; Viridiplantae; Streptophyta; Magnoliopsida; Poales; Poaceae
Source: the annotation of a GenBank genome assembly